UCCAAUCUUCUUUACCUUCUCUUCACUAUACAAAAUGAAUGCUUUACUUCAUCAUUGUCUUCCCUUAAAUAACAUCAACAACACACCAAUCACUCUACCUCCAUGGCCUUCUUCUCCAUUCUCCUUGGUUUUGUUGUCUCCUCCUUCAUCUUCAUCAUCUUCUUCAAGAAACUACUCUCCUUCACCAGAAAGAACAUGUCUGAAGUUUCUACUCUCCCCUCUGUUCCAGUGGUGCCAGGAUUUCCGGUUAUUGGGAACUUGCUGGAACUAAAAGAGAAGAAACCUCACAAGACUUUCACUAGAUGGUCAGAGGUUUAUGGUCCUAUCUACUCUAUAAAGAUGGGUUCUUCCUCUCUUAUAGUUCUCAAUUCAACUGAGACUGCCAAAGAGGCCAUGGUUACUCGGUUUUCAUCCAUUUCAACAAGGAAGUUGUCAAAAGCGUUGACGGUCCUCACUUGUGACAAGUCUAUGGUUGCUACAAGUGAUUAUGAUGAUUUCCACAAAUUGGUGAAACGGUGUAUCUUGAAUGGCCUUUUGGGUGCUAAUGCACAGAAACGAAAAAGACACUACAGAGAUACCCUCAUUGAGAAUGUGUCUUCCAAGUUGCAUGCCCACACGAGGGACUAUCCACAAGAACCUGUAAACUUCAGGGCUAUAUUUGAGCAUGAGCUCUUCGGAGUUGCCUUGAAGCAAGCCUUUGGGAAAGAUGUAGAGUCAAUUUACGUUAAAGAACUCGGUGUGACUUUGUCUAGAGACGAGAUCUUCAAGAUUUUAGUGCAUGACAUGAUGGAGGGUGCAAUUGAUGUUGAUUGGAGAGACUUCUUCCCAUACUUAAAAUGGAUUCCGAAUAAAAGUUUCGAAACAAGAAUCCAGCAAAUGCAUAAACGUAGACUCGCUGUGAUGAAUGCUCUUAUUCAAGAUCGACUGAAGCAGAAUGAUUCAGAAACGAAACAGGAUGAUGAUUGCUAUCUCAACUAUUUGAUGUCGGAAGCCAAAACACUAACCAUGGAGCAAAUUGCAAUCUUGGUUUGGGAGACGAUCAUCGAGACAGCUGACACUACUUUAGUCACAACCGAAUGGGCGAUCUAUGAGCUAGCAAAGCAUCCAAGAGUCCAAGAUCAUUUGUGUAAAGAAAUCCAAAAUGUCUGCAGAGGAGAAACUAUCAAAGAAGAGCAAUUGCCUCAAGUUCCUUAUCUCAAUGGAGUCUUCCAUGAAACACUUAGGAAAUACAGUCCAGCUCCUCUAGUUCCCAUUCGCUAUGCCCACGAGGAUACUCAAAUCGGAGGCUAUCAUGUCCCUGCAGGAAGUGAGAUAGCAAUAAACAUAUAUGGAUGCAACAUGGACAAGAAGCGUUGGGAUAGACCAGAGGAGUGGUUGCCAGAGAGGUUUCUAGAUGAUGGCAAAUACGAAUCAUCGGAUCUUCACAGGACAAUGGCAUUCGGAGCGGGAAAGAGGGUUUGUGCUGGUGCACUUCAAGCAUCUCUCAUGGCAGGCAUUGCCAUUGGGAGAUUAGUUCAAGAAUUUGAAUGGAAGCUUAGAGACGGCGAAGAAGAGAAUGUGGAUACCUAUGGCUUGACAUCUCAGAAGCUCUAUCCUCUCAUGGCAAUUAUCAAUCCAAGACGUUCUUAAGAAACGAUGCUCUUCCUUGUUUUAUUAGGUUUACUUUUGUCUGUCGAAUGAUCCGUCUAAAUAUCGUUCUACCUUUUUGGGCUGGACUUUUUUUUUUGGUCACUGGUUUGAGUUCGGAUGUUAAUGGUAUUAGACUAUUAGUACAAACUAUUAAGACGUUGUAUAAUGUUA
Camelina sativa (false flax) is the source of this 1800-nucleotide messenger RNA. Its product is annotated as ent-kaurene oxidase, chloroplastic. The record is from RefSeq and is a predicted model, not a curated record. Gene Ontology annotation, molecular function: ent-kaurene oxidase activity; iron ion binding; heme binding. Gene Ontology annotation, biological process: gibberellin biosynthetic process. NCBI's taxonomy places the organism in Eukaryota, Viridiplantae, Streptophyta, Magnoliopsida, Brassicales, Brassicaceae. Gene Ontology annotation, cellular component: chloroplast outer membrane; endoplasmic reticulum.